UUCCUUUUUGAGUACCAGAUGAUGAAGACACCUUGCCACAUAGAAAGAAUUUACAAUCCCACAUAUAGAAAAGAAGGAGACCUAAUCAUUGCCGGAUUCUUCUCGCUUUUUGUGAAGGUACAGGAUCAUAUGAGAAUAAAUUUAUUUCAAGAGUCUCCUUUCUGGACUUUUGCAGAACCAAACUCCACCACUUUCUGAAGUGUAUCAAUUCUGUCACUAAUGCCAGUGAUGAGUCAUGUUGGAAUGGAACCAAGCCAGUUGCUGAGGCUUAUGAUAUCCUAAAUUAUAAAUCCUUCCCUGGUCAGAUAGAGACACUGGUCAAAGUGGGUGAAGUGUAUCCUCUUGCUCAGAGAUUCACCAUUAAGGAAGAAGACAUAGAUUGGCCAGACAAUUUCCAUCAGGAGAGCUUUGAAAUCAUCAUUUCCUCACUAAAUCCAUCUUUCAGCAGUCCUUCUUUGAAUGACAUUUUCUCCCUUUCUCUGAUGGAAAUACAGACUCCAACUUCCAUGUGCAGCAUGAAAUGUGUCCCUGGAUUCAAGAAAACAUCUCUUGAAAACCAACCCAUUUGCUGCUUUGCUUGCACCCCGUGUCCUGAAGAGAAGAUUUCAAGCCAAACUGAUGCAGAGGAGUGCCUGCAGUGCCCUGAAGAUCAAUAUCCUAAUAAGGAGAGAGAUCACUGCCUUCCCAGGACUGUGACCUUCCUGGCCUAUGAAGAACCUCUGGGAAUGACUCUGGCCUGUGCAGCCAUCUGCUUCUCCCUUCUCACUAUGUUGGUCCUGGGGGUCUUUCUGAAGCAUAGAGACACCCCUAUAGUCAAAGCCAAUAACCGCAGUCUCAGCUAUACUCUGCUGGUCUCCCUCAGCCUCUGCUUCCUCUGCUCCUUGCUUUUCAUCGGCCAUCCUACCACAGCCACCUGCCUGUUGCGCCAAACCACAUUUGCAAUUGUCUUCACAGUGGCUGUUUCCUCCAUUUUGGCUAAAACCAUCACUGUGGUUUUGGCUUUCAAGGCCACCAAACCAGGGAGCAGGCUUCGGAGCUGGCUGGGAUCCACAGCAUCUUACUCUCUCAUUUUCACCUGCACCCUCAUCCAAAUGUGUCUCUGUGGCAUCUGGCUUGGGACAUCCCCCCCCUUCCUGGAGAUGGACAUCCACUCUGAGCCUGGCUCCAUUAUCAUCCAGUGCAAUGAGGGCUCCCUCCUCAUCUUCUACUGUGUCCUGGGCUACAUGGCCUUGCUGGCCUUGGCGAGCUUCACCGUGGCUUUCCUGGCCAGGAACCUGCCGGACACUUUCAACGAAGCCAAGUUCUUGACCUUCAGCAUGCUUGUGUUCUGCAGUGUCUGGAUCUCUUUCCUGCCCUCGUACCAGAGCUCCAAGGGCAAGGCCAUCGUGGCCUUGGAAGUCUUUGCCAUCUUGACCUCCAGUGCCGGGAUUCUCACUUGCAUCUUUGCUCCUAAGUGCUUUGUGAUCCUUCUAAGAUCAGAACAAAAUACUCUGGGACUACUUAAAAAGAAAGUUACUUCCUGAGAAGCCAAGUCUUCUCAAGUUCAUUAGUCACAGUCAAGGAACUCCUUUGAUCCUACAGUCCGAGUCAUAAUAAAAUAUGAGAAAUGUAUCUGCUUCAUUUGCCUGUUUUCUCUAAUAUUCAUAUUUUUAUUUGAAUAUAAUAGCAUUUUGAAAGCAUACUCUUGCCUGAUUUUAGAAUAGAGGUAGAAUGGGAUCAGUUGCUGUUUUGAAUUAUUUUACAGAUUGCAGACAAUACGUGAAUUACAUUUAAAAAAUAUUGAUGGAAAAAGUUGAAUUUAAAUAAAUGACAUUCUGGUUUCCAAUUCUAAUCUUUAAUAAGUCCAUCCAGCAUUAUGAGAGAAGGUUUAUAGGAAAAUGCUUACAAACUAAUUAAUUUGUUGUGUAGAAUGGUUUCUAAACCAGUGAAUAUGUACUAGAAGUUGUUUAGCCUUUCACUUUUCCAUCAAUUAUGUAAUUGUAGAAUGAUCAUUGGAUCGGGAAAUCUGUUCCAAAGUCUUAUUAUUUCCAUCAAAUACAUCUUGUAACAAUAGCAUAUAAAUAGUUGGUUUUCAUGGAACAAUAAAAAUGAGACAAUAAUAA
Messenger RNA from Antechinus flavipes (yellow-footed antechinus), 2102 nucleotides. Its product is annotated as vomeronasal type-2 receptor 116-like. The transcript is spliced from 4 exons. The coding region runs from base 483 to 1523 and encodes 346 amino acids. Gene Ontology annotation, biological process: G protein-coupled receptor signaling pathway. Lineage: Eukaryota; Metazoa; Chordata; Mammalia; Dasyuromorphia; Dasyuridae. The record is from RefSeq and is a predicted model, not a curated record. Gene Ontology annotation, cellular component: membrane. Gene Ontology annotation, molecular function: G protein-coupled receptor activity.